Molecule: messenger RNA, 345 nt
Organism: Microdochium trichocladiopsis
Lineage: Eukaryota; Fungi; Ascomycota; Sordariomycetes; Xylariales; Microdochiaceae
Product: P-loop containing nucleoside triphosphate hydrolase protein
Exons: 2
Molecular function (GO): ATP binding; ATP hydrolysis activity
Source: RefSeq, a predicted model, not a curated record
CUAGCUUUCCUCCUCGCUAGUCCUCCAGGCUGUGGCAAGACAUUGAUUGCCAAAUUGAUGGCCGAAGAAGAGAAACGCGCUCUAGUCCGCAUCGCAUCAAGCGAUCUCGGUGAGCACCCCUGCGACGUCGAGCGAAGUCUCGGAGCUCUCCUUGAACUGGCCCUACGCGCUUCCGCAGUCGUUCUCAUCGACGAGGCCGAUAUGAUCCUGGCGAAGAGAGCCAAAGGCGGCUCCAUUGGGGACUACUUUCACAACUGCAUCGUGGCAAUUUUCCUCAAGCAUCUUGAGUAUUUCCCGGACAUCAUCUUCCUGACUACCAAUCUCGAAGAGGACAUCGACCCGGCC